AUGGCUCUUCGGAUGUCGAUGAGCUCGAGACUCCGCCAACCCAGCUUCUUGGCACGCACCAUCACAGGCACAAGGCGUUGGUUCCGCGCGUCGGCGCGGCGACGCAGUACGCUGACCAGAAACGACACUCUCGUCGCGUUUGUCAUCUGGUCGGUCUUCGGCACCCUCUAUGAGUUUACAGACGUGCCUCGGCCAGUCUCCGGUUCAACGAGCGCGGCAGUAUGUUCUCCCAGUAUUUCUCAGCGAUACUGCUUCCGAUAG
Molecule: messenger RNA, 261 nt
Organism: Colletotrichum godetiae
Lineage: Eukaryota; Fungi; Ascomycota; Sordariomycetes; Glomerellales; Glomerellaceae
Exons: 2
Coding region: 1-261 (86 amino acids)
Source: RefSeq, a predicted model, not a curated record